AUGCGAUUUACUGCGUCUAGCGCAAUACGCCUUUCAGUUUUUAUCUGUCAACUGGCAGAUGGCACCCAAGGAAUGCACAGAGUCCGCGUUUUCUCCUCGGCUGACAGUUCCUCGGAGGGAGUUGGCAGUUCCUGGGAGAGAGUUGGCAGUUCCUGGGAGGGAGUUGGCAGUUCCUCGGAGGGAGUCCGCGAUUUCCCGGCGGCUGGCAGUUUCUCGGAGCUAACAUGGGGGUUCAGAGUUCCAGCAGGUGAACCUGAAUGUUGGAUUCCGCCUGUAGAACCGUGUAUCAAUCAAUAUCUCGAAGAACGCAAGCCAAGGAUUUUUCCUGAUGCUCACCAAGAACUUCAACCAUUACAUCCCAAAAUAUCUAGAAGCGAUGCAUUAAUGACUCAUGUGGAUCACAAGACUGCGAAGCAGCUCGGUACAUGGUAUACCAAAAUCACGAUCAGUCAUGAAAAAUUGCCCGCAGAUGACCCACGCAGGAUUUUCAUCACGGAAAUAUGGCGCUCGGAUGCUCCACUUCAUUAUCAAACUCACUUGAUAGACCUUGUGUUCAAAAACAUACUGGAUAGACGUAAUCUCUUUGUCACGGACGCUCAAGCCAAGGAGUGGCUGGGAGUCGUUGCUUAUACUCUGCGCGAACAUCCAGCAACAGCAUCCUUCGACAGACCACACAAAGCCGUAUCUGCCUUGUUUGGCCUUUACAGCCUUCAGGUGAGGUCCGCAGAACGACCGGUACUUAUCCCUUAUACAUCGGCAAUGAAAUCGUAUGCUUGGCAUAUUCUCGGCAAGCACACGGACUUUGGGCCCCAAAAUUAUUUAACAUGGGAACAUGCACUCCUUAAUCCGGAUGAAGGAUUUGGACCAGAACUAGGCGAAUGGGAAACCUUUAAGAAAAACUUUCCCGAGAUGGCAAGGAAACUUCUCGAAGGCGAUAAAGCAGUUUUCGAUUACAUACAUUCUAUUGGAAACAGUUUCGACUCCAUAUCGGCUCAUAAGAGGGUGGCAAUCCUGGCUUUCUUUUAUCAUGCACUCAACCAAAUCAAGAACAAAAGCGCCGAUUCUCCCAUUGGCAUGAUUUAUAUGUUUAUUGAUCAUUAUUAUGAUAAUCUUCUGAGUCACGAGAAAAAACUCAUCAAAUUCAUACGAAAUGGCCAUUAG
Messenger RNA from Puccinia triticina, 1161 nucleotides. RefSeq lists its product as uncharacterized. The record is from RefSeq and is a predicted model, not a curated record. Lineage: Eukaryota; Fungi; Basidiomycota; Pucciniomycetes; Pucciniales; Pucciniaceae. The transcript has 7 exons. Bases 1 to 1161 code for a protein of 386 amino acids.